AACUAUAAUUAUUUUUAAGUCAACUUAUAUGCAAAGCAUAACUAUUUUUGUCAAUAAUAAUAAUUAUCUUAAUACUGCUAGUACACCUCAAGAUGAUGAAAUUAUAAAAGGUUUUAAUCUAUUUCUUGCAGACAAUUAA
Molecule: messenger RNA, 139 nt
Organism: Cetraspora pellucida
Lineage: Eukaryota; Fungi; Glomeromycota; Glomeromycetes; Diversisporales; Gigasporaceae
Source: the annotation of a GenBank genome assembly